UCUCUCCUCCUCCUCCUCCUCCUCCUCCUCCUCCCCUUCUUCACACUUAUCCUCCUCCUCCUUCUUCACCAGUGUCAGCUCAAAACUUGUUGUGGCUUAAUUAGCCUUUCCUCUGGAGCGGGUCACACGUUCAAUUUGCAUGAGUCUCAUUCCUCUUACCUGGUGUUGUCCCGCGACUUGGGACCCCCUCCAUCAUCUCUUCUUCUUUCUUCCUUCACCCACUUUCUGAAAGAUGAACCCUCACAUAUCUGUUCCCCGCCAACAUGCCAGUCCAUUGAAUUUCGGCGGUACUACGCCUGCCAGCCGUAGAUCCAGUAUACGGAUGCCGCGCUUCUUUAAAAGGCUAUUCAAGUUCCCGCAGAUGGAUUUCGAGAUGGCAAUCUGGGAGAUGACCUCUCUGUUAAUUGCGCCCAAGAAAGUCUUCAAGUCAAUAUACUACCAUGUACAAACGAAGAAUACCUGGCAUCGCCCGGAUCCAUCUUUCACCUACCUGCUCUCCUUCUUCCUUCUUCUCACAGCCCUCGCGUGGGGCCUCGCCUAUGCGCCGUCGUUUGUGUCCAUCGUUCGGCUGUCUCUGAUUUUAAUCUUCGUUCAUUUCAUCGGGUCCUCACUUCUGGUCUCGACGUUAGGAUAUCUCAUGAUUCCCCGCCUAUUCCGCCCUGAUGGCGCCGCAGCCUCCCUCACUGGAUUUCGAGGUAGUCGUGGUCGGCGGCGUGGCGCGGCGCAGGGCUUGUUCACGCAGCCUGGUGAAAAGGACCAGCUGGAGUUUGGGUACUGCUUUGAUGUAUCAAUUCGGGCAUACUUUCCCCUUUAUCUGCAUCUUUAUGUUGUGCAGUUUCUUCUUCUGCCACUGCUCACCCGCAGUCCAAGCAAUUUCCUGGCUACUUUCCUCGGCAACACGCUCUACCUGUCUGCACUGACAUAUUACACCUAUAUUACAUUCUUGGGAUACAAUGCCCUUCCCUUCUUGCACAACACCGAGCUACUCCUGCUCCCUAUCCUAGCAUUCGCGAUAUUGUGGCUUGUCAGCCUAGUCGCCGGAUGGAGCCUGGUCAUGCAAGGCCAGAUCCUGGAGGUCUUGGUCUGGGGCGCAUAAGCACUGCCCUGUGCUCGAGCUGGUGCUCGAGCUGCUCCCCCUCAAGAGCAUCUCCUCUUCGCCACUAUAGCUGCAAUGUAUGUAAGUCUUAAAUUUUUUUAUCUCAGCGCCGGCGUAUAUGUCAUCUUGUCUUGGUGCUGCAAUCACUCGGUCAGUCAUGGUCCACUGAUUUAUGAUAUUAUCUUCCGCCUUCUCGUUUCAUAUAGGAGGUCCCAGAUUCCAGGUUGAAGGAUUUGCAGGGUAUUUUAUCUGACAACCUACUGUUAAUGGAUGUGAAAAUCUGUUCCACCUGUUAGUUGAAACAGAAGUACUUUCGUGCUGUACAGCAUAUCUUCUGGAUAGAUAUAACGCAUGAUCUCAUGCCAUGUGUGUGGCUCUGUAUUUCUGCCAAGGACUUGAUAGAGAAGACUAGAAGGG
Aspergillus brunneoviolaceus CBS 621.78 is the source of this 1513-nucleotide messenger RNA. RefSeq names its product unc-50 family protein. The transcript has 4 exons. Lineage: Eukaryota; Fungi; Ascomycota; Eurotiomycetes; Eurotiales; Aspergillaceae. The coding region runs from base 233 to 1096 and encodes 287 amino acids. The record is from RefSeq and is a predicted model, not a curated record. Gene Ontology annotation, cellular component: Golgi membrane.